Mytilus californianus (California mussel) is the source of this 1405-nucleotide messenger RNA. RefSeq names its product tyrosinase-like protein 2. NCBI's taxonomy places the organism in Eukaryota, Metazoa, Mollusca, Bivalvia, Mytilida, Mytilidae. The transcript has 3 exons. The coding region runs from base 87 to 1349 and encodes 420 amino acids. The record is from RefSeq and is a predicted model, not a curated record. Gene Ontology annotation, molecular function: oxidoreductase activity.
CGUACCUUCGAAGGAGAGUAGCGGAUUCACCCGAGGAUUGCCGAUUGGCUUUUUUUCGUCAGUAAGUUUUACGUUUAAAACUAAUAAUGAUCCGAGAUCUUCUUUUCUUUUUUUCUGUUGUGCUAAAUCAAGCAGUAAUAAACGGAAUUGAAUCCCAAUGUAUAAUGUUGAGUGAAAUAAAUUUUAGUGAUUGUUAUCAGGACUUGUCAAAGGAAUAUUACUGUUCAUUAACACAAGAACAACAAAUUUGGUUGCAGUAUCUUUGGAAAGCAGCCCUUCAAGAUCGUUCAAAACCGAUUCGAAAACGGCGCGAAAUACGCACAUGGAGUCUAAAAGAGCUUUCGACUUUUUUCAGGGCUCUUAAUGAAUUGAAAAAUGACACGACAGUUAAACCAAAUAAAUAUGACACCUUGGCAUUGGUUCACAGUAAUCGUACAUUAUGUUCAGCCCAUCGUGGUUCAAAUUUCCUCGGGUGGCAUCGAGUCUACCUUCUUUUAUUUGAGACCGCAAUUCGACAACAAGAUAACUCUGUAACAUUACCUUAUUGGGAUUCUGUACUCGAUAAUCAAAAUAUUACUGACCCAAGGCACACUGUUAUUUUUACCGAUCAAUUUCUAGGAAACGGCGAUGGAAUUGUUAAUUCUGGUCCAUUUAAACACUGGCGAGAUAUAAACAAUUGUCCAUUACAACGUCAAGUAAGUCGAAUUAACCAUACCAAACUGCCAUCCCCUGAUAUCAUUAAUAUAAUUGAAAAUGACAUCAAAGUACGUUAUGUUGCAGAUGUUAUAGAUCAUUUAGGGAAAGCGGAGCAAAAAUUAACAAUAGAAGGCCAACAUAACCUUCCUCACGAAUGGAUCGGAGGGACGAUGGACAUUUUAAACAGUUCAGCCAGAGACCCGGCAUUUAUUUUACACCAUGCUUUCAUAGACUACGUAUGGGAAAAAUUUAGACAAAAGCAAGAAAGACUUGGAGAGAACCCGGAAUUUUAUCCACCUUUAGGGAAAACUUCCGAAACUGACAAAUACAACCUGACAGCCUUCCACACUGCCAACCGCAUCAUGGAUUGUUUUCCUUGGAUGGAGAACAAAGAUGGCUAUCGGAGUAACUAUGUCGGAAUCUUGUAUGAAUAUGAAGAAUCGCCAAAAUGUCCAAACUGCGGCAAGUCAAAAUAUCUCAUCUGCAGCCAUGAACUUAAAAGAUGCAUUGGUAUUGUUCCGACGGAUUCUGUAGAUGGAGGUUUACCCACAUGGGCCUUGAUCAUAAUCAUCUUCGUUAUUGUCGUCGUGGUUGGUGUCGUGUUGGUUUGUGUUUUUAAGUUUCAUUCCAAAAUAGGAUAUACAAGAUUGUAAUGUGGUAUGUUACAUUGUAUUUUUUAUUUUAUUUAAUAAAUUGAUUACACAGUUAA